GGCUGCAGACCGCUGACACCCUGUAUAGUAAUGGUCCUAUCAUUUCGUGCAGUACAAGAACCCCACUUCGCACUGAAGUGGGGGACUUAGUGGGACUUUAUUAUGUAUCACUACUGGUGAGUAGUAUCUAGAUACAAAAUCCGGUUGUCAUACCGCGUUCUUCGGUUCAACAUCGUCGUUCCUCGCGUUAGCACCAACAUGCAGGCAAAUGUUGAGGGGAUGACAGCCAACUCAGAAGUCAAUGUCUUCCCGAUCUCUGAUAUCAUCAGUGCACUGCACAACAUUUUGGCACAUGCUCAAGUGGUCAUUCCAGACCUUAAAACCACGUACUCCGGAUCCCCCAAUACUGACCACUCUGCCAUCGAGCGCGACAAGAGCAUCAGUGCUGUCAUCGCCGAACGCCAGGAGCAGUUGGAGGUAGUUUUGCAGGAGGUCUCAGGCCUGGAAAGCGUCAUGGAUAGAGUGAGAGAUCUUCACCAGCAGCUCCUUAAAAAGAAGGAUCACGUUAUCCAGUCCAUGAACUUGCACAGGGGACUUAUAUCGAGUCUCUGUCGCCUUCCAUCCGAACUCUUAUCCCAUAUUUUUGUUCACUGUCUCCCGGAAACCGAACUCUUGUUGCCCUCGUCAAAGUCGGCUCCCCUGCUGCUGACUAAAAUAUGCCGAAGAUGGAGGGAGGUUGCUGUAGGCAUGCCCAGUUUGUGGUGCGGACUGAUUGUGGACGUCGAUAACGAAGACCGGCAGCGGGCAGCCUUCUGCUAUGACGCAUGGCUCAAGCGAUCGCGAGAUCGUCCACUCUCAUUAGCACUCAAGUGCUUCCAAAAUGACGCGACCAACCUACGAAGCCUUCUUCAUCCUUACAUGAAGCAAAUCUCAUCCCUUCAUAUCAUAAUAUUCGUCAACUCCUUCACACCCGAUCUUCUGUUAAAUGACCUCCCAGCACUCCAGGACCUUACCAUAACCACAUCUAAUCCCUUGUGGUGCACACCAGGAUUCGCACAAUCCAUCUCGCGACUACCAUCCACCUUGCGCAGGUUCAAGGUAGCUGGACCGUCCGCAUUCGACUUCGACCGCAUAUCUUCUUGCAAUCCCAUAUGGGCCCACUUGACACAUGUCGAGAUCGCUAUAUGCCAACCCAAUCUAAUCCUCCAGUUGCUCCAGCUGGGUCCCAACCUCUGCUCGUUAGAGAUUGGCCUUCAAUCUUUGUGCAUCAGUAACGCAACCCCGUUGCGCAUGGGCAACCUGUUCCCUGACCUAUUCAACGCACUUACACUCCCCAAUUUACGUGUGCUUGAAGCUCGCUAUAUACGACCGUGGCCUCACGAGGAGUUGAAAGCAUUUUUGGCACGGUCAAGUUGUCCUCUGGAGAGCCUGGUUUUCGGCACUGGAGUCACGACGACAGAUGAGCAGCGAGGGGAAUACAGUAUCCUCGUCCCUUUCCUUGAUGUAGUAGUGGAUCACAUGCGUGGUGAUUACUUUGGAUAUCGCCGCUUGGCACAACAUUUUGGCAUUGGCAGAAGGAGAUACGGAUGAGAGGUGUUUGCCACCAUUUGGGUAGAUUAGUCAGCAGCAUAGAGUCUUCGGGCAUUAUCCGGCUUUAGAUAGAGGG
This is a messenger RNA of Suillus clintonianus, 1606 nucleotides long. RefSeq lists its product as uncharacterized. NCBI's taxonomy places the organism in Eukaryota, Fungi, Basidiomycota, Agaricomycetes, Boletales, Suillaceae. The coding region runs from base 199 to 1530 and encodes 443 amino acids. The record is from RefSeq and is a predicted model, not a curated record. The transcript has 4 exons.